This is a messenger RNA of Blastocystis hominis, 1299 nucleotides long. RefSeq lists its product as hypothetical. The record is from RefSeq and is a predicted model, not a curated record. The transcript has a single exon. The coding region runs from base 1 to 1299 and encodes 432 amino acids. Lineage: Eukaryota; Bigyra; Opalinata; Blastocystidae.
AUGAAACCAAAUGGCUGGAUUUCACUCAUAUUGAGUAACAGAGAAUGUGUAGUAUUGCAAUUCAACAAUGGAGUAUUCAUGAAUCAAGGAUUUGUGGUCAAUGAGCAGAAAGUGUUGAAAGUGUUUGGAAAUCAUCAAAUUGGUGCUAUUUCAUAUAAUGAAGAACAAUCCAUAGAAGUAGUAGUAGAAGGAAUCGUGGAUUUGGAUCAUGGAAGUCGAUUUGAGGGAUUGGUAUUGACAGAUAACAAGUUUGGAAUUCCAUUUGGAUAUGGUGAAAUGUAUGAUGAUGAUGGAAUAUUGGUGUACAAGGGUAUAAUGAUCAAUUGGAAACGAUUUGGAUAUGGAACGAGUUAUCAUAAUAAUGGAUGUAUUGAAUAUGAAGGAUAUUGGUGUGAUGAUAAGCGAUUUGGAAUUGGAAAAGUGUAUGAUCGAUAUGGUAAAUUAGUGAAUGAAUGUGAAUGGUGCAAUGGAAUUGAAAGUGAUAUCGAUUAUGAAGGAGAUGGCUCAGAACCACUGAAUACCGGAAUGAAACAUUUGAAACUGACUGACAAUUGUGUAUUGGUUGAUUGGGAUGUUUCAUUGUUGUAUAAUUUGGAAUCAAUCGAAAUCGGCGAUGAUUGUUUUGGAUCAGUGAAAACAUUUAAAAUCAAUGGAUUGAAUCGAUUGAAAACUAUCAAAAUCGGAAAUAGAUCAUUUACUCAGACAAAGAAUGAUGAAUAUGAAAAUGAAUAUGAAAAUGAAUAUGAAUAUGAAUAUGAAUAUGAAAAUGAAUAUGAAUAUGAAAAUGAAUAUGAAAAUGAAGAGGAGGAUGAAAAUGGCGAUAGUGAAUCGAAGUCAUUCCACAUACUGAAUUGUGAAUCAUUGGAAUCCAUUCAAAUUGGUGAAUAUAGUUUCAGUGAUUUUGCUGGAGACUUUGAAUUGAAGAAUCUACCACAAUUACAAUCUAUUCAAAUUAGCGAUGAUUGUUUUGAAUCAGUGCAAACAUUCAAAAUCGAUGGAUUGAAUCGAUUGAAAACGAUCAAAAUCGGAAGCAAUUCAUUUUCUCAAAUGAAGAGUUCUGACGUGUGGAACUGCAGGAAGGCAGACAACAAAUCGAAAUCAUUCCACAUAUUGAAUUGUGAAUCAUUGGAAUCCAUUCAAAUUGGUGAAUAUAGUUUCGGUGAUUUUGCUGGAGACUUUGAAUUGAAGAAUCUACCACAAUUACAAUCCAUUCAAAUUGGGACAAUUGGAAGUACUUCAAACAAUUUCUUCAGUAGUUCGUUUGUAAUUCGAGGUAUUGAUAUGAUAUUGAAUAUUUGA